AUGUACAAUUUUGUGGAUUUAUUUAUUCUGGUAUUUAUAUAUUUAUUGUUUUUGCAGGUUUCGUCCUCCAUAAAAGAUAUGAUUGUAAAAUACAUGAUGAACGUCAUCCUCCACUCCUUCAUUAGUAAAAUCAUAAAUGGGCUUUAUUUCGAUGACGCAUUAGUGAUACUGAAAGCUGAUUGGCUUGAUGGUUAUAUAUGCGGAAAAGAGCCAAUUUAAUCAAUCUCUAGAGUUUAUAAGAUGUCCGAUUUAUCCUCCCUUGUGCCUUUUUACACGCAUUUUGGACAGAAGCAAUGCCUACAUGAUCCAUUAGACUGUAAGUGCCUUAAUUGCGAAGUGGACGCUUUUGCUCAAUUAUGAAUAGGCUAAUGCAGAUUUUGGACACGAAUAUUUCCAAGGAUUUUAAUAAUAAUAAUAACAACAACAAUAACUGUUCAGAAAGAAUAAAAAUUAUAUUUAUUAAAGAAAACGUCCAAAUGAAGUUUGAAACAGUCAAUAAAUGUGUUCCGAUUCGACGUGCGCUCACGCGCUCUUCUCAUGUGCACGUGCAUGCAUGCGAUGAGUUGCUAUAGCGACGCGUGUUAUGAAUUCUGACUGAAUAUAUACACUCGAACCGAUCACUGUCUGUUGGUUGAGAGACGAGGCGAAUUUACAGACUUUUGCAGAGUAUUUUCUGUGCGAAUCUUGUGACUUGGAAGCUGUUGGAGGAUUUCUGAGAGGAGACUUUUAUUCUAGAAGACAUCGCAGGAUAUAUCCUUUUUAUAUAAAGUUAUAUUUUUGAAAGAGUUCCUAUUAUUUUUGAGGAUACUUUUAUUUCAUUGUUCUUCUCUUAGUUUAGAAGGAGUUUGUUUUUAUUUCUUUUUUUUUUUUAAUUAAUUUUUGUUUUGUUUUAUUUUUUUAUUUUCUGUGGAGGAGUAUUUCUGAGGAGAGUUGUAUUUUAUUGUAUUGCAUUUUGUAUUGUAUUUUGUAUAGUUUUUAUUGCAGAUUGCAGGAAGAUGGCUCACAUGAUGGGUGAAAGAGGAGGUCAGGCUGUCAGGUCCGCCGACAGCUUCGAUGGAUGGCUGUGCCCUCCGCUGCCAGGUCAAGUUCCUGUCGAGCCAAAGGAGACGUUACGUGGCCUAACUGCCCAGGGUGCCAUGGAGGCUUCUCCUGUGAGCGAGAGCUCAACAGAAAAACCUACAGAACGCAGGAAGAGGAAAAGAAUUCGUUCUUUCCUCAACAGGCCGUGGAAGGCGAUGAAGAGUCCUUUCCGGUGCUGUUGCCCCUGUAGUGAUGUGGAUGUUGUGGAGCCUUUUGUCCCUCCACCAGAUCUGGAGCCAGAGCCUGAUCCCGAGCCACCGUCACCUGCUCCAGAUCACUCCGGCGUCAAGCCAAUUAAUGAAAAACCUACAGAACGCAGGAAGAGGAAAAGAAUUCGUUCUUUCCUCAACAGGCUGUGGAAGGCGAUGAAGAGUCCUUUCCGGUGCUGUUGCCCCUGUAGUGAUGUGGAUGUUGUGGAGCCUUUUGUCCCUCCACCAGAUCUGGAGCCAGAGCCUGAUCCCGAGCCACAGUCACCUGCUCCAGAUCUGGAGCCAGAGCCUGAUCCCGAGCCACAGUCACCUGCUCCAGAUCUGGAGCCAGAGUCUGAUCCCGAGCCUGAUCCCGAGCCACAGUCACCUGCUCCAGAUCUGGAGCCAGAGUCUGAUCCCGAGCCNCCGUCACCUGCUCCAGAUCUGGAGCCAGAGUCUGAUCCCGAGCCACCGUCACCUGCUCCAGAUCACUCCGGCGUCAAGCCAAUUAAUGAGUCCUUUGAGUCUCUGUAUAACGUGGGAGCGAUGCUUGGAUCCGGAGGAUUUGGCAGGGUGUACGAGGGAACGCGCAAAUUUGAUGGCAAAAAGGUUGCCAUCAAGCAGAUGCUCAAGAUUGACAACGAUCGUUAUCUUCAUAUUCCUGGGCACCCCAAACCUCUCGUUACCGAAGUGGCGCUGUUGCUGAUGAUGAGGCGAGAACCCAUAUGCCCCUACGUCAUACAUCUAUACGAGUGGUUUGAACAUCCUCAAACGUUCACUCUCGUUAUGGAGUACCCGGAACCCUGCGAGAGCCUGCAUGACUUCAUCGCCCGUAACCCUCGACUGUGUGAACCAGCCGCACAGCUCAUCGUGCUACAGGCUAUGAUGGCGCUACUACACUGCCUCGAGCGUGGUGUUUUUCACCAUGACAUCCAUGCUGAGAAUUUUCUGUGGAACAAAGACACGUUUCGUCUCAAGCUGAUAGACUUUGGCUGCGGUCAGCUAUUUAGUAGUGAUGGCUACGAGAGCAAAAUAUACAUCGGAGCACCGCUUUACUGCCCACCUGAAGUCCUGACCGAACCUCGCUUCCACGCCGUCCCAACAAAUGUCUGGGCCCUAGGAGUCUUGUUGUAUAAGAUGGUGAACGGAUGUCUUCCUUUUCGCAGUAGAAUAGAAAUCACACAGGCCAAAAUUACAUUUCAUAACUCCACAUUAUCCGAAGAAUGUGCAGAUCUGAUUAGCCAGUGCCUAGCCCGGGAUCCCACUAAACGGCCGACGUUAGAGCAGAUGUUUCAGCAUGAAUGGAUUACAAGUGAUCUAGAUUGGGGAAGUUCAGGAGAUUCAGUCUGUCUGUGAUUUCAGGAAAUAACAUACUUGCUGUCCUUGGUGGAAGACUUGACCCGAAGCCUGAAGUCCAACCCCAACCUGACAGGGAACUCGGAGCCCGUCCACGUCUGAGCGAGAACACGAGAGACUGCGAGACUGGAACCAAAUCAUCAAGCAUCAUCACAGCCACAUUUGCUUUGUUUUAAAAUGAAUUUUUGCUUUGUUUUUUAAAAAGUCAAGACACCUCAUCUUUAUUUAUAUAUAGCGCCUCGUAUAUGACCGAUCUGUACAUAUGUAUAUAUCAUUUUUGAAUUAAAGAAAUGUUUUUUUUUAAA
Molecule: messenger RNA, 2929 nt
Organism: Megalobrama amblycephala (Wuchang bream)
Lineage: Eukaryota; Metazoa; Chordata; Actinopteri; Cypriniformes; Xenocyprididae
Product: serine/threonine-protein kinase pim-3-like
Exons: 12
Coding region: 996-2624 (542 amino acids)
Biological process (GO): protein autophosphorylation; regulation of mitotic cell cycle; negative regulation of apoptotic process
Cellular component (GO): cytoplasm
Molecular function (GO): protein serine/threonine kinase activity; ATP binding
Source: RefSeq, a predicted model, not a curated record